UUUAAAGCUGAGAAAGAUGAUUGGUUUUAACUGCUUGACUGAAUGAAAUAGAGUGCUAAUAACGUUUGCUUUGGACAAAUAACUCAGUAAAACCACACAGGAUCCAUAACCAAACGGCAGUUUUUAUUGAGUUUUUUAUUUUUUAUGUAUUGGAUAAAAUCUAUGUGGUCGUAGAAAAGUGAUAUGGUUUUCUUCGCAUCGAUACAAGCCUACAUUUCCCAAGAUUCCAAGCAGCACAACAUCCGCUUUGUUUAGCGGAGCGACAGCAGCGCCUGAUCUGGUUGAGGGGGGAGGUGUGUUAGACUAAAGUGUGUCACUGUGGGGUGUUUUCUUUCGUGAAAUUAUUUUUGUUUACUUCUCGUGCGGUGGAAAUGUCUCUGUCUUCCACCCAGAGCUCAGACACAAUCAGCCGCAGGAGGAGGCCGACAGACUUGGCGUUGGAUCCUUCAGGCGGUCACGAUUGUCAUGAGGAGCUCCAUGAACAGCUUAUUGCAUCAAACAGUUGUGCCUCAUCUCCCCAUCUUUCAUCAUGUCCUGCAGUAAAAUGCAUACCUGCACAUGCAUGUACAGGCUAUCGUGCUUGUGAAGAAAGCUGGGAGAUAAUCCAAAACAAGAGAACCAUAAAAGCUGAGAACGAGGUGGAAGCCAACAAACUAGUCAAUAACUACAGAUUUGGUUUCAGAAAAUGGAAGAGCCACGUGACAAAACGGCCGUUUGAAAGACGCUCAGAUGUCGUGAAGGAGCUUUACUCUGAGCUGAACGUCGUUAAACCCCACUCAGGUCCAGGUCAGUUCAUUACAUUUGGAAAUAUAGUCUAUGUUUUCCUCUUCGGUUGGUGGGUGUCUCUGGCACAUCUUUUGGUUGGUACGCUCAUGUUCAUGACCAUAAUUGGGAUUCCGCACGGUAAGCUGUGCUGGAGAUUGUGCGGAUACUUGCUGUGGCCAUUUGGCAGCACUGUUCACGAGAUUGGAAAAACCCUCAGGAGAUGCUGCGAACAAGCGCCAGACUGUGAGUGCCGUGUAGACCUGGAUGAGGAUAGUUCUCCAGUUCUGUUGCCGUCACCGACAGAAAUAGCCGAUCCAGAGCGGCCAGAGAGACCCCCCUGCACUCAUUAUUGGCAUCGUCCCUCCACCUAUGUAUGGCUGCUGCUGGGAUAUCUUCCUCUGGUGAUAGUUCACUCUCUGGCCUGCUUCCUCUCCUGGAUCCUUGUCUUCACCAUCCCAGUUGCCAAACUGAACGCACAGACUUUGAGUGUCAUUCUGCUGUUGCCUCCUGAAGAUGUCUCCAUCUCCAGCAGCUCACAGAGACAGCAUCACGGCUAUGAGACGAGAGCACGUUUGUGCUGCUACUAUGCUGCUAACUGGUACUACUACAAAUACACUGUUGAUGGGAUCAAUGUUUUUGCAGUCAACCUCCUCCCUCUGGUCAUAGUUGCUCUGGUCAUCGGCUAUGUGGACAGAGGAAACCAGUGGGCCAGCUCUGACGUCAAAUUUGCCACCGCUAUUGGCUCCAUUAUUCCUUUGUCUUAUUAUAUUGGCAUGGGGAUUGCAAGUAUUUCUGCACAGAGUAACUUUGCCGUGGGCGCCGUGGUCAAUGCCACCUUUGGCUCCAUUACAGAACUGACUUUUUACAUCACAGCCCUGCUCAGAGGCCACCGCACAAACAACCCGUGUCUGCAGGAGGUCGUUAAGGCGGCGCUGACGGGCACUCUGCUCGGAUGCAUCCUCUUCAUCCCAGGCAUUUGCAUGAUAAUUGGAGGCCUGAAACACAGUGAACAAAGGUUUAACAGUCGUUCUGCAGGAGUGAGCUCUGCACUGCUUUUCAUUUCUGUUGGAGGUGCUUUUGCCCCCACGCUCUUCUCCAAAGCUUAUGGGAAUCUGGUGUGCGACUCCUGCACCAACUCCAGCAGUGGCCUUUUUGUGUGCCACAACUGCCACUAUGAUCUGAAAAACAGCACACUGUUCCACAGCCACGUCGAGCCACUGGUGUACACAGUGUCUGCCCUCCUGCCUCUUGCCUACAUAAUUGGUUUGAUUUUUACCCUGAAGACACACUCCCACAUUUACAACAUUCACGUUGGGGAUGGACAAGUGACUGACCACCAAGAGACGGUGGUCCACUGGUCACGGUGGAGAUCUCUGGUCAUCCUCAUCGUAGCCACCGUCCUCACAUCCGCCUGUGCAGAUCUCACCUCGGAGCACAUCCAACCCAUCCUGAGCCAACCAAACGUCUCGCAGUACUUCAUUGGGGUGACAGUUCUGGCGAUGGUUCCAGAGAUCCCAGAGAUUGUCAACGGGAUCCAGUUUGCCCUCCAGAACAACAUCAGUCUCAGUUUGGAGGUUGGGCGCUGUAUUGCAGUUCAAGUCUGCAUGCUGCAGAUUCCAAUAUUGGUCGUGUUUAACGCCUGCUAUGAUGUGGGCUUUGAGCUGCUGUUCAGUGACCUGCACUUGUGGGCCAGCAUAUGCAGCGUGAUUUUAGUGAACUACAUCUUCAUGGAUGGGAAGUCGGAUUAUUUUCAGGGUACAGCUCUGGUGAUCGUCUACCUCAUUCUUUUGGCUCUGUAUUUUUUCGCUCCAUCUCCAGCUGGCUGUUGAAAACAACUUCCUCUGCAAAGUUUUAAGUCAAUAUAUUGAAAUGAGCCAAUGCUGGUCAUCAUUGAGUUUUGUAAAUGUAUGAACGCUUUAGAAAGUGUACUUUGACAUAUUUCAAUUUUAAAACAUCAAGUCACAAAUCAUCAGGAAGUCCUGCUAAAAGUUCUAGCUUAUAACAAUACAAUUCUUUGUACUACUGAAAGAGAAAAGGCCAUUUUUACGAUGCACAUCUGAUAUUUCCAGGUACUUUUGAAGGUUUGUACAACUAAGCCAUAAAAUGUGAUCAAACUUAUUUGCACUUUAUAGUUCGAAAAUGAAUAAAGAUUAAGAUUUUGAAAA
Molecule: messenger RNA, 2930 nt
Organism: Oryzias latipes (Japanese medaka)
Lineage: Eukaryota; Metazoa; Chordata; Actinopteri; Beloniformes; Adrianichthyidae
Biological process (GO): calcium ion transmembrane transport; intracellular calcium ion homeostasis
Cellular component (GO): membrane; endomembrane system
Molecular function (GO): calcium:proton antiporter activity
Source: RefSeq, a predicted model, not a curated record